Molecule: messenger RNA, 2291 nt
Organism: Camellia sinensis
Lineage: Eukaryota; Viridiplantae; Streptophyta; Magnoliopsida; Ericales; Theaceae
Product: F-box/kelch-repeat protein At1g30090
Molecular function (GO): protein binding
Source: RefSeq, a predicted model, not a curated record
UGAACCACAACAAAUAAAAAUCUUCUCUUUUAGAACAAAAAACAGUCUUCUGGACCAUCAAUUUUCUUUGCAAAAAAGCUAUCCACAGCUCUUACUGCUCACAUCUGUCACCAUCUUCACACAGCUGUCCAUCAAGUUCUAUAUCUAGAUGAAGUGAAGUUGUUUCUGAGGUAUUGUGACUUGGGUCUUUGGGCUUUUGAUGCUUUUUUUUUAUGUUGUCCUUAUUAUCAGUAGCAUAAAAGUUACAACUUUUGUGGACUCUCAAAGUUUGUGUCAAGAAGCUGAAGUGGGGAUGGAAAGCAGUGGUUAUGUGUUGAGGGUAGAGAGAGAAAAAGAAAAUUAAAGUUGGUGUGUUUUGACGCGUGUGAGUGUGAUUUUAGGUUUUGUUUGUAAUCUUCAGGACAAUCUGUUGUGUAAUUGUAUAGGAUUCUGUGGAGAAAGGAGGUUCUGCUGGAUUCCUAUUUGAAUUGAUUUUUUAGGUCAAGAAAAACAGUGAUAAGUUUGAAUUCUGGUUAGAUUUUGGAAUAAAUUCAUUGAGUUGAAUUGGGUUUUGAAUGAUUGAAUAGAAUCCAUAUGUUGAUUUUACCCAAUCAUGCACUUUUGGUGAAAUAAUUUAUAAAGAAGUUCAGAUACUGAAAUAAGAGCAUUGAAUUGGGAUUUGAAUGAUUGAAUAGAACACAUAUGUUGGUUUUACCCAAUCAUGAACUUUUGGUGGCACACUGUAUAAAGAAGUUCAUAUAUUGAAGGUAGAGCUUUUUCAGGUUUUCCGGGGUUGUUGAUAUUGUGACUAAAGGAAGAAGAUGCAGAGGGUACGAGUUUCGGCACAGCAAGCACCAGUGCACAAACUAGGGGAUUCCCAAAUGACAUUGUCCCCAAAGUUUAGGUUAGCAGCGAUCCAAUCUUCUCUGUUGGAUCUAUCUUUAGAGUUUGAAUUAUCUCUAAGAGUGAGAGGAGAGCCCUUAAUUCCUGGUCUGCCUGAUGAUAUUGCCCUCAAUUGCCUCCUCCGGCUUCCUGUCGUGAGCCAUGCCGCUUGCAGAGCGGUCUGCAAGCGUUGGUAUCACUUGCUUAGUAGUAAGGAGCGAUUUUUCACUCGGAGAAAGGAACUAAAGUUAUUUGAUCCUUGGCUCUUCGUGUUUGCCUUCCACAAAUGUACAGGAAAGAUUCAGUGGCACGUUCUUGACCUUAUUCAUUUUUCUUGGCAUACUAUCCCCGCAAUGCCGUGCAAGGACAAGGUUUGCCCCCAUGGAUUUAGGUGUGUUUCGAUCCCACAUGAUGGUGCUCUCUUUGUGUGUGGCGGCGUAGUCUCUGACGUUGAUUGCCCACUCAACUUGGUGUUGAAAUAUGAAAUGCAGAAGAACCGUUGGACUGUAAUGAAAAAGAUGAACAUGGCACGGUCAUUUUUUGCAAGUGGCGUAAUUGACGGGAUGAUUUAUGUGGCUGGAGGAAACAGUACGGAUCUCUUUGAGCUUGACUCAGCUGAAGUCCUGGACCCCACUAUGGAUACUUGGCGCCCAAUUGCGAGCAUGGGAACAAACAUGGCCUCAUAUGACGCAGCAGUUCUGAAUGGGAAGCUCCUUGUGACCGAAGGCUGGUUUUGGCCCUUUUAUGUUCUACCCCGGGGUCAGGUGUAUGACCCGGGAACUGAUAAUUGGGAAUGUAUGCCUAUUGGGCUGAGAGAAGGCUGGACUGGUUCGAGUAUUGUAAUUUUUGGGCAAUUGUUUGUGGUCUCAGAGCAUGAAAGGACAAAACUUAAGUUUUACGAUACUGAUACUGAUUCGUGGGAUAGUGUUGAAGGACCUCCUUUACCGGAGCAGAUAUGCAAACCUUUCUCAGUGAAUUGCUCUGAUACCAGGAUCUUUGUUGUGGGUCGUAAUCUUCAUGUUGCCGUGGGUCAUAUCUCUAGGCUGAAUUCAAUCAGCACUUCUGAGAAAAAGUUGAGCUUCUCAGUUCAAUGGCAAGUGGUGGAUGCACCGGAGGCCUUCACCGACUUGACACCCUCAAGCGCACAGGUUCUAUUUGCUUAACUCUUCGGUUUUCUUCUAUGUCGUGUUUCGUUUGUUGUUUCUUUGAUUUGAUUAUAUACGGGAGUGUUACUUUGUAGAGUGGUGAUAGAUGUGUGAAAAAAAAGCUUUUAAUGUUAUGGGAUAUCAGGUGUACUAGUAAUAUUUUGUUUAACUAUAUAGAUCUUUUGUUUGUAUUUUAUUUUGCAUUCCUCAAUUUGCGGGGACAACACUAAUUAUCUUUAUUUAACGCUCCACUGGUAGUCAGUUAUGGAAGGAAACCUUCAAUAA